GAAAUAUGCUAUUAAUUGCAGCAGACAUCGGUAACAUAUUAUUAGCCUCAAAUAUAAAUAGUGAACAAAGAGCGUUCUGUGUACUUUUAUUUUGGAGAAAAGUAGACUAGUUCAUCCGGUGUCUUCGCGAGCUGAUAACAUUUUCCGGGGUAAAUUUCUCACCCCACGCCAGAAGUGACAGCAGAAUAAAAAUAGGCGAAGCUGUAUGAACUAAGGUCUUUACUUGCUGAAGAUAGACGUUCGUUCUUGUUAUUUUGUUGUUGUUUUUUUAAUCUGGAUGAAAAUGGUGUUUUACUUCACAAGUUCCGUGGUGGAACCCCCUUACACUAUUUACAUGGGCAAAGACAAGUAUGAAAAUGAAGAUCUCAUCAAGUAUGGCUGGCCUGAAGACAUCUGGUUCCAUGUGGACAAACUGUCUUCAGCUCACGUUUAUCUCCGCUUGCCAAAGGGCCACACCAUAGACAAUAUCCCCCCAGAAGUGUUGGUAGACUGCGCGCAGCUGGUGAAGAACAACAGCAUUCAAGGCUGCAAGAUGAACAACAUCAACGUGGUUUACACGCCGUGGGCCAACCUGAAGAAAACGGGAGACAUGGAUGUCGGACAGAUUGGCUUCCAUCGACAGAAGGAGGUGAAGACCGUGGCGGUGGAGAAGAAGGUCAAUGAGAUUGUGAACCGUCUGGAGAAAACCAAAGACGAGCGCUACCCGGACCUGGCGGCCGAGAAGGAGUCACGAGACAGAGAGGAGAGGAACGAAAAGAAAGCUCUGCUGCAGGAGCAGAAGAGACGUGAGAAGGAGGAGCAGAAGAAGAAGAAGGAGAUGGAGGAGCUCAAGAACUACACGUCACUGAUGAAGAGUGAAAAGAUGCAGACCAACGAGGAUGGCUACGACUCGGACGACUUCAUGUGAGCCGUCCCCCACGCCGCUCCACCACCGAGAUGCUCAGCUCGCUAAGAACAGCAUAGCAUUGACACUGAGAUGAAAAAACAACGGAGCAGUGAGAAGGUCAGCGACAGGCAGAACAGGCAGAAGCGGGACUCCACGGACCCCCACCCGACACCCCCACCCACAUGCUGCCUCCUCCAGAUGAUGACUGGAUCAGGUGCCGCUUGCAGACCAAACUCGAAGGACGUUCACGGUCCCCGGGACGAGCCGAGGAUGAUUUUAGGAGGACGGAAGGCUGAUGAUGAAUGAUGUCACACACAGCUGCUCCUCAAGGUGCUUUGCAUGUACACAAACAGCCAUGUUUGUUUGUUUUGUUGACUUGAAUAUCGCACUCGCGCUUCUUCUCACGUCUCUCAGUUUGCAUAGCUGCCUGCAAUGGAAGACAAAAUGAUUAUCGUGACAUAACGCAACACAACGUCAUGCUGUCGUACUGCCAUCCCAUAUGGUUUUGAUGAAAUAGGUCAUAAAUCCAGUGUGGCCCUUUGGCUUUAUUUCAUCUUUGACUAGCAUUUACACCGGGAUGGUGGCUGGCUCCUUCUUGGCUUUUUGGCGUCUGCCCACGUAAUCUAUACAUGUUUAACUGCAAAAAUGGAAAAUGAGCAGUACUUUUACAAGCAUAAAAUACUAUGAGGAAAUAAGUUGGAAUCAAGGGAGUAAAAUUUCAAACUUGUCAAGAAUAACAUAAUGAGCAAAAAUAACAUUUUAGUAGCAUAACAUUGAAAUAUUCAAGGGAAAAUGACUUAAAAAAAACUACAAUUUUAAUUUCAGGAAAAUUAGGUUAGAAAUAGUUAGAAUAUGAAAUGUAAAAACAGCAGAAAUUGAACUUUUGACAAUAAAAUCUUCUCACGUGAAAGAAA
Messenger RNA from Doryrhamphus excisus (bluestripe pipefish), 1800 nucleotides. RefSeq names its product coiled-coil domain containing 25 (gene ccdc25). Lineage: Eukaryota; Metazoa; Chordata; Actinopteri; Syngnathiformes; Syngnathidae. The record is from RefSeq and is a predicted model, not a curated record.